GAAAUUAGUCGUUAUCUAGGUUGAUUCAAGCUUUUUUUAGACAUAAUUUCAUAAUGUUACAUAACAUUGUAGUACUUCACAGCAAUCUGAUAAUGAAUGCUGUAUCCAUUGUUGUAAUUAUUUGUUGAAAAGCUCAAAUCGACGGUGUGUAUUUCAAAUAUCAACAAGGCUUAGCGCUAGAAGGAUAGCCCUAACACCCACAGACGGUGGGUGUAGUCAUGACUCCCUGGCUUCCUGCAACAUUGCAACAGAUGCAAACCAUACAUCCAAUUCUCCAAGUAUCCUAUUACACCAUUUCUGCCUUACAUUCAGCUGACAGUUCCGGCUGUGCAACUGGAGAAAACACACCAGCACAAACAAAUAAACAAACAAACACACCCACCGAUUACAAUAUCUCCAUUCUCACGGAGUUAAUAUAAAUAGUUGACUUGGAAAUGCUAUGGUCUUGAUUUCUUUUGUGGUAGAUACUGUAGCUUGUGAUAUAAGGAAGAAGUGGUGUAUGUUUGGGCCUCCUAGUAGCUUGCUCUGAAACUGCAGAGACAUUUGUGUCAAAAUCUUCCAAAGAGAAUAACGGAAAAAAUAACGACAGAUUUCCUUUAUAGACGUUGUGAUUCAUCAACCCAUCUUUCUGCCUCAGUAUGUCCCGUGGAAUGGUCGGUGUUCAAUGGAAAGUGUUACACGGUUUUCAACGAAAAACGGACGUACAGCCAAGCGACGGAAGUCUGCAGCGACCACGGCGGACGUCUGGCAAUGGUCAAGGACUCGGCAACGAACACUUUCCUCAAGACGCUGUCCUCGGACCACAGAUGGUUUGGCUUAAGUGACCAGGACACUGAAGGCCAGUUCCUGUGGGAGGAUGGGACGAGUUUGGCGUCCACAGGGUUCACCGACUGGGGUAGAAGAGAGCCAAACGGUGGGACUGGCGAAAAUUGUGUCCAGUAUUGGGGGCAGUAUAGUUGGAAUGAUCGUGGUUGCAACGAACCUCUGGGGUUUACGUGUGAAGUGCAAGCCUGCCCAGUCGGAUACAGUCCGCAUGGAGGAUUCUGCUACAAAGUUUUUGAAGAACUACAGACUUACGAUGGAGCACGUCAAGUGUGUGCGUCGGAUUCCGGCACGCUUGCCAUUAUCAAGGACCUUGUCACCAACGACUUCUUAGUCGGCCUGACUACAGAGGGUGGUGCCUUUUACAUAGGUCUGAACGAUAUGAACGCUGAGGGACAGUUCCGUUGGGAAGAUGGCACCGUGUAUGAUAAUGGCACAGACUUUAGUAACUGGGCUCAGGGAGAGCCGAACAACUCUGGCGAGCAAGAUUGCAUCAAGAUCUCCCCUGGUGGCCGUUGGGGCGACGUUGAAUGUGGGAUCAUUAGGAAAUUCAUCUGCCAGAUAAACCGUGGUUAGUACUAGAUGAUCAGUAAAGUUACAAACAGCCUGAUAUCCUUGGUAGUGUAGAGCAAGAGAGUGUAAGAUAAUGAAUAUUGCUGUUGUCUAGUACUAGUACUUUUUGCUGCACAUUGUACGUUGUAAGAUUGUCAAG
Branchiostoma floridae (Florida lancelet) is the source of this 1534-nucleotide messenger RNA. RefSeq names its product lactose-binding lectin l-2-like. The transcript is spliced from 2 exons. NCBI's taxonomy places the organism in Eukaryota, Metazoa, Chordata, Leptocardii, Amphioxiformes, Branchiostomatidae. Bases 751 to 1398 code for a protein of 215 amino acids. The record is from RefSeq and is a predicted model, not a curated record.